This is a messenger RNA of Indicator indicator, 652 nucleotides long. RefSeq names its product prothymosin alpha (gene PTMA). Bases 33 to 368 code for a protein of 111 amino acids. Lineage: Eukaryota; Metazoa; Chordata; Aves; Piciformes; Indicatoridae. Gene Ontology annotation, cellular component: nucleus. Gene Ontology annotation, biological process: negative regulation of apoptotic process; positive regulation of transcription by RNA polymerase II. Gene Ontology annotation, molecular function: histone binding. The record is from RefSeq and is a predicted model, not a curated record. The transcript is spliced from 5 exons.
ACAGCCCCGCCACAGCCCCGCACGCCCCCGCCAUGUCCGACACGGCCGUGGACACCAGCGCCGAAAUCUCCGCCAAGGAUCUAAAAGAGAAGAAGGAAGUUGUUGAAGAAACAGAAAACGGUAGAGAUGCACCGGCCAAUGGCAACGCUGAGAACGAGGAAAACGGAGAGCAGGAGGCGGACAACGAAGUAGACGAAGAAGAGGAGGAAGGUGGUGAGGAAGAAGACGAAGAGGAAGAGGGUGAUGGUGAGGAAGAAGAUGGUGAUGAAGAUGAUGAAGCUGAGGGAGCCACAGGCAAACGGGCAGCUGAGGACGACGAGGAUGAUGAUGUCGAUCCCAAGAAGCAGAAAACCGAUGAAGAUGACUAGGCAGCAUAUUUUUUUUCUUUUUUCUUUUAUUUUCUUUUUUUUUUUUUUUUAAAUAAGGAGGAAAACAAACCAACAAAAAAGGCCAGCGUGUCCUCUUCACCCUUGGGACCCCCCUUGCCCUCCUGUUGCAGCCCCCUACACACAGACACCCACAGACACACCCACACACCCCUUUCUUUCCCUGUGGUCAUCCUCACCAAGUAGAGUGAACCCCAGCCCCCCCAGCACGGUGCUGCCACUCAACAAACAUACAAAACGAUUGGCCCGUUAGCGGGGAGACAACC